Messenger RNA from Nilaparvata lugens (brown planthopper), 1500 nucleotides. RefSeq lists its product as uncharacterized. The transcript is spliced from 3 exons. The record is from RefSeq and is a predicted model, not a curated record. The coding region runs from base 510 to 992 and encodes 160 amino acids. NCBI's taxonomy places the organism in Eukaryota, Metazoa, Arthropoda, Insecta, Hemiptera, Delphacidae.
UGCUGAACAGCCCCACAGUUGCGCACCAUACAACCAGACAGGCCUCAGUAUUUGUUUGUAGAGUGGAAUUUUAUUGUAGGUUGAUAAGCUUGAAUUCCUUCCUAUCAGCCAAUACAUUGUACUAUACUUGAAUGAUUUAUUUCAGAAACAACAUGAGUCACAUUUUUGGCCAUUUUGAGUUAAGAGUGAAUUCGGUAUCUAUGGAUAUAGCCACGUCUUUUCAUGUAAAAACAACACCAGUCAAGCCAUUCUACACGGUUUUUGAACGGCCUGAAGAUUUCAUUUGAUGCAGAAACAACACCAGUCAUUGACUUGUGUUGUUUCUGUGCUUAACAGCUGAUAGAGUGGUCACAUGUCAAGCGCUGCAUGCGGCGUCGCACGCUUAUUCUUAUUAGCAUUUAGCAUUGAGGUUAUGUUUGUUUACAACUAAUAUUGUUCAAGUCUUUGUGAUUGCUUCAUUAAAACUUCUCUAUUGAAAUAAAAGUUAUAUCUAAAGUAAUACAUGUAGUAUGGCUGAUGAGGGAAUUGAGCAAUAUAGUAACAAAAGAAAGAAGGGAUCUACUAAUCCAUCUGAAUACAAAAGGAAUGUUGUCAAAAAAGCAAGAGUCAAGGGUGCAGCUUACGUCAAUUGGAAGAAUCAACAACAACCUGAAAUAUCUCAGGGAGCUGAUUGCAAAUGUAAACGUCGCUGCUAUGAUUUAAUCAAUGAAGAGGUUCGAAACAUGAUUUAUGCCAAGUUUAGGAGCUUUGAAACGAAAAACGAGCAGGACAGCUACCUUCAAAGCUUGAUCUCAGUUACUCCAGUAAAGCAACGUCGUCGUAGAGAAGACCAAGAUGAAUCAAAACAACCGGACAGAGGAGCCAUUUAUGUUUAUGAAAUUCCAAGUGUUAGUGGAAAAUACCAGCUCAUCGCUAUAUUGAUGGACUUGAGAGCCACACUUUUCGCUUAUGGAACACAUAUUCAGAUGUUAUCACUCUCCCAGACGCAGUAGCCUACCCAGAAGGAUUUAUUCCCAUACUCCACACCAAAAUAAGUGACAUUAAGAAGCUCAAGGACUACCUACCAAAUGGAGAAGAAAUACAGGACUUUUAUAAUGAAAUAUUUGCUUGGUCGACCUGUGAAAGAGAACCUCUUGCCAAUAAUGAUGAUUAAAGUAGCAAAAAGGAACUUUAAUUUCCAUUGAAACUGAUCUAUUAUAUUUUUUAAUUUUACUUUCUAUUAUACUUGACAAAAUACAUCAUACAUUUAUAUAUAAAACUCAGUUUCAUUGAAGGAAUAUCCCAACUUACAAUGCUAAAGAUAGUUUAUUGCAGAAACAACAUAAGUCAAAUACUUUUAAAAUACCAUAAUACCACUUAUAUUUCAAUAUUUUUUCUGGCUUUCACAUUUAUUCAAUCCAAGCAACCUAGAGAUAUGAUAUACAUUUUUUUCAAAUUUUUAUUUUAAUGGGUUCAUAGUCUAUUUGGUUUUUUCUGAUUUCCCAAAAGUUGAUGAUUGGU